AUGGGCCUGUGGCGCACGCCCAUUCCAUACGAUCUGCUGGAAACGCGGACCUUUUCGAUCAUUGCGCAUAUUGAUCAUGGCAAGUCGACGUUGGCUGAUCGGCUGCUUGAGCUGACCCAUACGAUUCCUAGCGAUGCAUCGAACAAGCAGGUCCUAGAUAAGCUCAAGGUCGAGCGGGAGCGCGGCAUUACCGUCAAGUCGCAGGCUGUGAGCAUGCUAUACCAACCGCCGACGCGGUCCCAGCCCCUGCUGCUCAACUUGAUCGAUACGCCAGGGCAUGUGGACUUUGCGUACGAAGUACGACGGAGCUUAUCCGUGUGUCAGUCUGCGCUGCUCGUGGUCGAUGCGACGCAGGGCAUUCAAGCGCAGACCAUCUCUGUGUACAAAAUUGCGCAGCAAUGUGGCCUGACGGUCAUUCCUGUCCUUAACAAGGUCGAUCUGCCUGCGUCUGAUCCAGAGCUCUGCAUGCUGCAGCUAGAAGAGAUACUAGGGCUGGAUACCACGACGCAUGUGCCUUUGCAGGUCAGUGCCAAGACCGGGCAGGGUGUUGACGCGGUGCUGCAGGCACUGGUCGAGCGUACGCCGGCGGUGCCAGGCGUGGAUGGCAUGUCGUUAGCGCAGCGCGAGCCGUCUGGCUUGCGUGCGCUGGUGUUUGACAGCUGGUACGACAAGUACCGUGGCGUGAUUGCCUUAGUGAGUAUCCAUGAUGGGGCUGUGAAGAAAGGCGAUAUCAUUGUGGCCUACCACAGUGGGAAGCGCUAUGAGGUGCUGGAUUUGGGCGUGAACAACCCUGAGCCUGUCUCGACGCCCAUCCUGCGCAAGGGGCAGGUGGGGUGGCUUAUUACCACGAUGAAGGAGACGGCCGAAGCAAGUAUUGGCGAUACGUUCCAUCGCGCUGGCGAGACCAUUGAACCGCUGGACGGCUUCCGUCCUGCACAGCCCACCGUCUUUGCAGGUAUAUUCCCUACGGACAAGGCCGACUUUUUGAAACUGGAAGAUGCGAUUCAGCGGCUGUGCAUCAACGACCGCUCGAUCACGCUCCAGAAAGAGUCCAUGACCGCGCUGGGCCAAGGCUACCGCCUGGGCUUUUUGGGUACGCUGCAUCUGGACGUGUUUCGCCAGCGACUCGAGGACGAGUACGAUCAUGAGAUCCUCGUUACGACGCCGACUGUGCCGUUCCGUGUCACGUACAAGGAUGGGCGCCAAGUGCUUUGCUCCAACCCGGUGGAUUUUCCCGACGAGGGGCAGCGCAAAACGCAGGUCGAGCGACUGGAGGAGCCUACCGUGCUGGGCUCGCUGGUGUGCCCGGAAGAGUACACGGGCGCAAUGAUGGAGCUGUGUGCAGAGCAUCGUGGCGAGCAGCUGGACAUUGAUUUUACGACCUCGGGACAGUCGCAAGUCCACAUGCAGUACCGAUUGCCGUUAGCAGAGAUCGUGACAGACUCACGCAGUAGUGGCUUCGCUUCGUUUGACUACGAAGACUCGGACUAUGUCGCAUCGGAUUUGGUCAAGAUGUCCUUCCUUGUCGCUGGCACGCCUGUGGAUGCGCUGGAACUGGUCCUCCAUCGAUCGAAGGCCAGCUUGGUCGGCCGCUCGUUUGUGAAGCGGCUCAAAGAGGCCAUUCCGCGCCAGCAGUUUGAGAUUAAGAUUCAAGCAUGUAUCGGGAGCAAAGUGCUGGCGAGUGAGACGCUCAGUGCGUACCGCAAGGACGUCACGGCCGGCCUCUAUGGCGGCCACUACGAACGGAAACUCAAGCAUCUCAACAAACAAAAGGAAGGCAAGAAACGUCUCAAAGCCAUGUCCCUCGGCAAAGUGCAAGUACCUCACAAAGCUUUCAUGGAUAUUCUCGACACACGUGUCAAGUCCUAA
Malassezia pachydermatis is the source of this 1869-nucleotide messenger RNA. RefSeq names its product gtp-binding protein lepa. Gene Ontology annotation, molecular function: GTP binding; mitochondrial ribosome binding; GTPase activity. Gene Ontology annotation, biological process: positive regulation of translation. The transcript has 5 exons. The coding region runs from base 1 to 1869 and encodes 622 amino acids. Lineage: Eukaryota; Fungi; Basidiomycota; Malasseziomycetes; Malasseziales; Malasseziaceae. Gene Ontology annotation, cellular component: mitochondrion. The record is from RefSeq and is a predicted model, not a curated record.